Molecule: messenger RNA, 777 nt
Organism: Ruditapes philippinarum (Manila clam)
Lineage: Eukaryota; Metazoa; Mollusca; Bivalvia; Venerida; Veneridae
Product: zinc finger protein 98-like
Exons: 1
Biological process (GO): regulation of transcription by RNA polymerase II
Cellular component (GO): nucleus
Molecular function (GO): RNA polymerase II cis-regulatory region sequence-specific DNA binding; DNA-binding transcription factor activity, RNA polymerase II-specific
Source: RefSeq, a predicted model, not a curated record
AUAUGUGACAAAGCAUUUUCUAGUACUAGCAAUCUAAAAACGCAUAUGACAGUGCACACGGGAGAGAAGAAUCAUAAAUGUGAAAUAUGUGACAAAGCAUUUUCUAAUACUAGCAAUCUAAAAACUCAUAUGACAGUGCACACGGGAGAGAAGAAUCAUAAAUGUGAAAUAUGUGACAAAGCAUUUUCUCAUAAUAGCAAUCUAAAAACUCAUAUGACAGUGCACACGGGAGAGAAAAAUUAUAAAUGCGAAAUAUGUGACAAAGUAUUCGCUCGUAAAUUUAUUCUUCAAUCUCAUAUACAAGUACAUUUAGGACAUAAGAAUUAUAAAUGUGGAAUAUGUGACAAAGUAUUUGCUCACAAUGGCAAUCUGAAAACUCAUUUGAAAGUGCACACAGGAGAAAAGAAAUAUAAAUGCGAAAUAUGUGACAAAGCAUUUUCUAAUAAUAGCAAUCUAAAAACUCAUAUGACAGUGCACACAGGAGAAAAGAAAUAUAAAUGCAAAAAAUGUGACAAAGCAUUUUCUAGUAAUAGCCAUCUAAAAACUCAUAUGACAGUGCACACGGGGGAGAAGAAUUAUAAAUGUGAAAUAUGUGAUAAAGCAUUUGCUCAAAAAUGUACUCUAAAAUCACAUAUGGCAGUGCACACGGGAGAGAAAAAUUAUAAUUGCAAAAUAUGUGACAAAGCAUUUUCACAAAAUAGCAAUCUAAAAACUCAUAUGACAGUUCACACAGGAGAGAAGCAUUUGCAGUUAAAAGUUACCUUACACAACAUAUGA